CCCAGGGCGCAGCCUGGGGAGUGAAAUGUCCCAGGCGCUCUGGGGCGCACAAAGCGCAGGCGCAGUGGGUUGGGUGGCAGCAGCAUCAAGUAGCCGGCGUUUUGGCAGCAGCAUCCGCAACAGGUGUAGACAGGUCCCGCCUGACUCCGCCCUGGAAAGUCCUUUUGAAGAAAUGGCCCUGGUGAGGGGCGGCUGGCUGUGGAGACAGAGCUCCAUCCUCCGCCGCUGGAAGCGGAACUGGUUCGCCCUGUGGCUGGAUGGGACCCUGGGCUACUACCAAGAUGAGACCGCGCAGGAUGAGGAGGACCGCGUGCUCAUCCGCUUCAAUGUCCGUGACAUAAAGAUCGGCCAAGAGUGCCAGGAUGUGCAGCCCCCAGAGGGCCAGAGCCGAGAUGGCCUGCUGACCGUGAACCUACGGGAGGGCCCCCGCCUGCACCUGUGUGCGGAGACCCGGGAUGACGCCAUAGCAUGGAAGACAGCGCUGCUGGAGGCGAACUCCACCCCGGCCCCAGCUGGAGCCACCGUCCCUCCCAGGAGCCGCCGGGUUUGCCCCAAGGUCAGGUGUGUGACCCGCUCGUGGAGCCCCUGUAAGGUUGAGAGGCGGAUCUGGGUGCGUGUCUACAGCCCGUACCAGGACUACUAUGAGGUGGUGCCCCCCAACGCGCACGAGGCCACAUAUGUCCGCAGCUACUAUGGACCGCCCUACCCAGGCCCCGGCGUGACGCACGUAGUAGUGCGGGAGGAUCCCUGCUACAGCGCGGGCGCCCCGCUGGCCAUGGGCAUGCUCGCCGGGGCCGCCACGGGUGCAGCGCUCGGUUCGCUCAUGUGGUCACCCUGCUGGUUCUGAGCCCUGGGACUCGGAGCGUGGACCCUGCGUGUAGACCAACAGACCCCUUUUCCUCCUUGACUCAUCCUCUACCAUCUAAGCCCUGACCCACUUUGGCCCCUUCAUCUCCAUUAGCCCCUUCUAGGCUAGGAUCAUCCCUCCACACAGCACCCCAACCCCCAUCGGAAGAAGCUGUCGUCCCAGACACCAACAUAGCCCAAAGUCCUUAUAUCUACCACUAGACACCCCAGAAAUCCAUUAUAGACCCAUAUGGAUAUGUUUCUCCCAAACACAUCAGGGUACAGAAAACACAACUCACAGUGGCUUCAGGUUCCUCAGGCGCUGGAGACAAGAGAGUCAGGUUCUUUCCUCCGGCAGCUCCAGGCUUGGUGGGGAAAACAGCAGUAAAUAAACACUUGACAAGGCAGAGUUAUCAAUCCUUUGACACAUGAGAGCAGAGAGAGACGAAAGUAGGCUAGGAGUAAGGUUGUUGGCAAGAGUGCAGAGCCGUGAACAUCAUGUCAUGUCCACGGAAAGGGGAGUUCAAUUGGGCUGGGGUUGGGGCAGGAGUCAGAUCGUGAUGGCCUUCCAGGCUAAGGAGCUUGCUGGGUAAGGGGG
This is a messenger RNA of Ceratotherium simum simum (southern white rhinoceros), 1444 nucleotides long. It is a transcript of the gene PLEKHB1, whose product is annotated as pleckstrin homology domain containing B1. The record is from RefSeq and is a predicted model, not a curated record. Lineage: Eukaryota; Metazoa; Chordata; Mammalia; Perissodactyla; Rhinocerotidae. Gene Ontology annotation, biological process: regulation of cell differentiation. Gene Ontology annotation, cellular component: membrane.